This is a messenger RNA of Hipposideros armiger (great roundleaf bat), 1259 nucleotides long. It is a transcript of the gene SMIM10, whose product is annotated as small integral membrane protein 10. Bases 179 to 406 code for a protein of 75 amino acids. The record is from RefSeq and is a predicted model, not a curated record. NCBI's taxonomy places the organism in Eukaryota, Metazoa, Chordata, Mammalia, Chiroptera, Hipposideridae. The transcript has a single exon.
CUGAGGGGCCCAGACACAAACUUAGCCCGGUGGGCCCCCACAAUCGCCUUGGCCAGAUCGCUGCAAGGGAAGGAAGCCCAGCCAGCCGACCUUCCACACGGAUUCCCCUGCGUCCGUCUCUGUCCGAGGGUCGGUGGGUCUGCAGAGUCGGCUGGAGGCCCUGUCCUCUGGGUACUCUAUGGGAGGCUACAUCAGACUGAUGGCGGUGAAGACUGGGCCGUCGGGCCUGACGGUGUGGCUGUCGCGCUGGGCCGCGGCCCGCAGCUCCUAUCGCGCCUUCUGCAAGGGGCUCACGCGCACGCUGAUCACCUUCUUCGACCUGGCCUGGCGGCUGCGCAUGAACUUCCCCUACUUCUACAUGGUGGCUUCGGUGGUGCUCAACGUCCGCCUGCAGGUACAUAUUUAGCGCAGCUACCUUUGUGGCAGUCACGGGCCCCCGGCAGGAUGGCUGACUUCCACCCACCAGCUCACCUGCCCCAGAGCAAAGCGACCAGCUCGGCUCGCGCACGCAAACUUGCCUGCCUGUCUAUCCCGUGCCUCAUCUUUUAAUGUAAUUGAGCGGUUAGAAAUUAUUGUUUGCGGAAAGCCUUCAAUAUAACCAAAAAACCUAAGAUAUAGCGAAAAGAUGACUCUCAAGAAAAGAGAUAAUUCAAGGAACAGAAAAGAACUUAAAAAUAUGAAAUCCUCAGAAAUAUCUGAGAAAUUCUUGCAUCCACAAAACAAAAACCCCCACGAGUUUUAGGAAAUGACAAUGGGAAGAGGAUGCCAUAAGGGAAAAAAAUUAAAGAGGAAAGGUUACUAACAUCUCAAAGAUUAACUGUACAUGAAUGGUCCAAAUAGGAGGCCGAUUCCCAAAUUUGAAUAAGAAGUGAAUAGAGUUCCAACUGAAUAGAAUGACUUCUAAGCAAUAGACGGAUGGCGUUAAAAGCUGGCGGAAAUUAAUAACGUGAUCUGGAGGUCAUACAUGUCUUCAUCCCUAAAGAAAAAACAACGGUAAACAGCAACUACAGGGAAACAAACAUUUCAAACUGUACAAGGAAAGCAUGCUUCAAAUAUGAAGCAACCUGAGAUCUGAACUGGUUUUUGUAAAAGGGGAAUCGGCUUGAACUUUUGCACAUGGAUAAGACUGCAAUCACAGAUAAGAGAAUCCAACCAUAACAUUCAACUUUGCUAUUCACUGAACAGUAUUUGAGCAUUACAAUGGAAAUAUUAGUUACGGUUUUCCAUCUUUAUAGUAAAUCUCUAGGCAAAGCAGGGAA